UCCGGGUGACGCCAGGGAGCCAGGGGCGGCGAGGUCACGCGUGGAGACUACGCCAGCCUAGCCCACGUGUGCGCCGGAUUUAAAAGUUGGUGGCGCGCGGAGAUGGUCACUUUGGUGUCUGAGCUCAGCAAGAGGCGCUCGGGAGACGCUGAGGGACAGCUAGAACACCCGCACAACACAGGGUACCUGGUUCCCAGUCCAGAGCUGCUUGGAGGGCAGAGAUGUCGCGAGCAGCUAAUCGCCGCCCAGGGCUCUCCGCAGGACAAUUGGCCGCUGCAACUGCAUCUCCUCUCCUGUCACUGCUGCUGCUGCUCGCCUGCUGUGCGGACGCUUGCAGAGGUACGCCAAUAUCGCCUCAAAGAUUACCACCAGAACAAGAACAAUGGUGGAAUGAGAUUCCUGAAGCUUGUGCGUCCUUUCUGUCUGUUGAUUCCCAGCCUCAGGCAUCUGUUGCAUUGAGGAAGCUUUGCCGUGUCCUGAUGGAGAUUUUCCAGAAGCCUCAGGAACAAAAUGAGAAAGAUAAUGCUAAGAGGUUCUUAUUUCAUUAUUCAAAGACACAGAAGUUGGGAAAUUCAAAUGUUGUGGAAUACCAGAGUCCUCUAGCUGCUCAAAGUCAAAGUCGGGGAUUCUUUUUAUUCAGGCCACGCAAUGGGAAGAGAUCAACAAGUUUCGUUUAA
This is a messenger RNA of Rattus rattus (black rat), 677 nucleotides long. It is a transcript of the gene Nmu, whose product is annotated as neuromedin U. Gene Ontology annotation, molecular function: neuromedin U receptor binding. The coding region runs from base 222 to 677 and encodes 151 amino acids. Gene Ontology annotation, biological process: regulation of smooth muscle contraction. The record is from RefSeq and is a predicted model, not a curated record. The transcript has 8 exons. Lineage: Eukaryota; Metazoa; Chordata; Mammalia; Rodentia; Muridae.